Molecule: messenger RNA, 992 nt
Organism: Tupaia belangeri chinensis (Chinese tree shrew)
Lineage: Eukaryota; Metazoa; Chordata; Mammalia; Scandentia; Tupaiidae
Gene: MSRB2
Product: methionine sulfoxide reductase B2
Exons: 5
Coding region: 213-530 (105 amino acids)
Biological process (GO): protein repair; response to oxidative stress
Cellular component (GO): cytoplasm
Molecular function (GO): peptide-methionine (R)-S-oxide reductase activity
Source: RefSeq, a predicted model, not a curated record
GAGGUGGGCUUGCCCUGCAGGGCCUGGCGGGCGGCGGCGGGCGCCACGCGGGGACCGGACUCGGGGACGCAGGGUCUCUCACACAGUGUGAGCCGUCUCCUGCCCACAGUGAGUGGCGAAAGAAACUCACCCCAGAGCAGUUCUACGUCACACGAGAAAGAGGAACCGAACCGCCUUUCAGUGGGAUCUACCUGAAUAACCGCGAGUCAGGGAUGUACCACUGUGUGUGCUGUGACAACCCGCUCUUCAGCUGUGGUGUCACGGAUGUCGUCCACAGUUCUGAGAAAAAGUACUGCUCCGGCACCGGGUGGCCCUCGUUUUCUGAGGCUCAUGGCACGUCUGGCUCUGAUGAAAGUCACACAGGCAUCCUGAGACGACAGGACACCUCGCUGGGAGUGGCUCGCACAGAGGUUGUCUGCAAGCAGUGUGACGCUCACCUCGGCCAUGUGUUUCCUGACGGACCUGGGCCUACUGGGCAGAGGUUCUGCAUUAACAGCGUGGCCCUGAAGUUCAAGCCCAGCACACAAUGACCUCAGGAGCCCUCUCUCUUGCCACCCGUUGGUGUACCUCCUCCAUGUUCAUAACGCACAUGCCCAUCUCACCUUAUUCACUAUACAACAAGGCUAAGUUUGAGGCUGGCACUGAGUUGCACCUUCUUUUCAUUUAUUUACCUGGAAUCAGCUCUACCCUGACUCCCUCGUGGACUGUGGAAUUUCACAAAGUGACCUAGGGUGGUGUUUCCAUCCACCUGACAUCCUCGGGCUUUGGACUACAGAGCAUGACUUUUUGGGGAUGCCAGGGGGCCAAUGGACUAGUAAGCCACAAACUCCCUACAAAACUACCCUGGACUUUCCACUGUGGGUAAGUCAUUCUUGGUCAUAGUCAGGUGAGGGAUCAACUGAAAAGAGGAAGGAAAGGUGAGACCAGAGGAGUCAAUAACCCAGCAAUGAACUCUAGAGCUAUGAGAAUGAUCAAUGAGAAAUGUGAUUUUU